Messenger RNA from Exophiala xenobiotica, 1328 nucleotides. RefSeq lists its product as uncharacterized. Gene Ontology annotation, molecular function: protein binding. The coding region runs from base 176 to 1015 and encodes 279 amino acids. NCBI's taxonomy places the organism in Eukaryota, Fungi, Ascomycota, Eurotiomycetes, Chaetothyriales, Herpotrichiellaceae. The record is from RefSeq and is a predicted model, not a curated record. The transcript has 2 exons.
CCCUGAGAAAGCAGAAAUGCAUCACAUUCACUCGUAGUACAACUUGCACCUCGAACUUCGAGAUCAGCACUUCCAAUGUGACGAGAAGCAGAGGCUUGUAUCUCUGACUCGAUCUCGCACCUUUUGAUCUGUAUUUGUUGCCCUGUCUUCCCCCCCCAAAAUUUCAAGACCAACCAUGCCUCCAGCACGACCACGAAACAUCGACGACUCACGAUCAGAUGCCUCAAGCACCGUCACCAACCAGAAAGAAAAAUCACUGCUGGGUCCAACAAGCGGAUCAGGGACAUCGAAAGGAAAACGUACAGCUCCAAACCUCCAUGGUCCUAACGGCUCGAGUAAGGCUGCUGUGAACGGCUCUGCCGUAGCAGCUGGUUCAACCUCAGCCGCUGCUGCCGACACAGAAAGAGACCCGAGUCUUCCUAGAACGGAUUGGACCACGAUGCCCACCUCCAUCUUGCGAACAUACCGAAUCGCCCACCGUCUCCCCGUCCGGGCCGCAUUCAACCACGGGCACGCUGAAUUAACAUACACCUCCUCCGAGCUCGCCCUUCGCGCUCCAUCUGCCGUACAAGCCCGCAGGAAACUCCGAGAUCAGAAACACCAAAGACGGAAAUUACAACAAGCGCAGACAAACGGUACAGGGAAGAGCAGUAAAUCAAAGGACAAAGGAAAAGAACGUUUAUCAGUGACGCAAUCUAUUGAAGCACCUGACCACAACUCUGAACAAGCGUCCACUUUGUCGUCUGCGACAAGCUCAUCGACGUACCUCGGUCGACGGGAGGCAGCCACGCAUCUAGCCAAUUCCGUCAGGAAACAUUUCAAUGCCCAGCAGUUGAGCGAGGCAGACACCAUUGCCCGGUUUAUAUACGUGGUGCAACAGAAUGGGAAGAGUGUCGCGACAGAAGGCUCUGCCGGCGACGGGACGGGCUACUGGAUGGGCAGUCAUGGAAGGCAGGUCAGGAAAAUCGAUGGACCAGGUGGAGAGGUUGGAUUCAGGUUGCGAUUCAGACCUUGAUGCAUUGUGGGAGCGACGGAGUACGACUUGACAAAACGGCGUUUAUGAAUGGGGUCACGGACCAAAUAUAGGGUAUUCGGCGCACUGGAAGCAUGAGAAAAGGACAUUGAAGGGAUUUGUAUUAUAAACUUGCAACCGGGAUUUUUCCAAGCCACGACACAUAGCAUUUUAUUGGGUCCUGCCAGGUCCAGAGGCGGCGUUGCCAGUAAAUUCACCUCAUAGCAUAGCAUGACAAGGCCGAAUCCUUGAUAGUCUAUAUAUAUGCCUGUAGCUGCGCGUUACGGCUUCACGAAAACGUACGCCUGGCCUUCCC